This is a messenger RNA of Anopheles cruzii, 2107 nucleotides long. It is a transcript of the gene Fbxo42, whose product is annotated as F-box only protein 42. Lineage: Eukaryota; Metazoa; Arthropoda; Insecta; Diptera; Culicidae. The record is from RefSeq and is a predicted model, not a curated record. Bases 94 to 2049 code for a protein of 651 amino acids. The transcript is spliced from 2 exons. Gene Ontology annotation, molecular function: protein binding.
GGACACAAUCGAAGGGCAAUUGUUAGAUUUGUUUGCUUUUUACGGUUCGUGUUCUGCGCCCAAGUAGUUGUUGGUUGUCUUUGAGACUUUGGGAUGGCAAACAUAAAUGAUCUGCCGAACGAAAUCCUCGAGUUUGUGUUCAGUUUACUUCCGCCCUAUCUUGACCUCGAGCAGUGUGCCGCAGUUUGCAAGCGUUGGAGUUUGCUGGCGCGCAAUGUACAUGCCCGGAAGAAGUCGAGCCUGUACAAGGGGCUCGUGGAGUUCAAUCUCUGCUGGGAGGAGAACGUGUGCGGUUCGAACCCCCGGAUUGCGGCCCGGUUCGGUCAUGCCAGUGCCAUGCACCGUAACUCGAUGUACGUGUUCGGUGGUGCGUCGUCGCACGAUACGACGUUCAACGAUCUGUGGAAGUUUGAUCUGUCACGCCGGGAAUGGGUGCGCCCCAUCGCCAUGGGCACGUACCCAUCGCCGAAGGCCGGCGCCUCGCUGGUGUGCCACCGGGACUCGCUGAUACUGUUCGGGGGCUGGCGUCACCCGUCGACCGUGCUCCAUAUGUACACCCUGAUCGACGAUCUGCACGUGUACAAAAUUCCCGAGAACCGGUGGACCAUCCACAACAACCCGUCGUACGGGCCGCCACCCAUGACGGGGCACUCGGCGACGGUGCACCGCAACAAGAUGGUCCUGUUCGGGGGCUACGUGAUGCACCAGGAAAGCCUGCACACGUCCAACGACAUUUGGGUGCUGGACCUCGAGAAGCUGACCUGGAAGAAGCCGACGGUUUCGAACCGGAAACCACCGCCCCGGUACGGCCAGUACCAGAUGGCCGUCGGUGAGGACCACAUCCUGGUGCUCGGUGGGACCGGCGGCGUCAAUCGUACGUUCAACGAUGCGUGGCUGUUGGACAUGCAGCGCGACACUUGGAGCUGGAAGCGUGUCGAGAUCCGGAACCGGAAGGGACCGCAUCCACAAAACUGGUGCUACCCGGCGUGUAACGUCGGCUCGAAGGUGAUCGUGCUCGGUCCGACGUCACCCAACGAUUUUCAGAUUAUUCGCAUAUGCCCGAACCGGAUCGUUUCCCAUCGCGAACCGAACAUUCCCAGGAACCCACCGGCGGCGCUACAGCGACCGAAUUUACCUCCUCCGGCGCAACCGGCACCUCCGGUGGCGCGCCCGGCCUCGCCCAGGAUACAGAGAAGCAACCCCGUGUUACCGUCACCACCAGCACCGCUACCACCACCAGCUGCAGCUGCGGCCGCGCCCGUCAGUAAUGGUGUCAGUGCGUCAGAACCAAAGCCCGGACCGUCGGGGCUGCGAGCGGGUGCUCCAAAAAGCCCCAGUAGCACACGGCCACUGAUCACGAUACGGCCACUGCCGCUGCACACCAUACGGAGCGCCUUUGCGCGACAAUCUUCGGACGACGAUCACUUACCGAAGCGCUUCAACCAGCAAAACCUGCCCGAGCAGAGCCACAUGGAGAUGGCGGCGUUCAGUGUUCCCCCGUCCAUGCCCCGGGCCGUCAGUUCCCGCGAACGGCAGCUACAGCAGCUGAUCAAAAUGGAGGCCAAGCUGUUCGGUGUACAGUGCGCGAAAAAGGAUGGCCAGGAACAGCCGCCGCCGCCGCCGGCUCCGGACGCACGUCUUCAGAGAGGUUCUCUGAAGACGGCGGCGGCGGCAGCGCCGGAAGUGGCGCCAGCGGCACCAGCAGUGAGCGGGCCGAGUAACGGUGCUCCCGCCGGCAACGCGUUACAACCCGUGUCGGAACCCGUGACGCCGAAGCGCUGCAAACGGAACGGUCUGGCGAUCUAUGUGUGCGACGUCUCGAACAUACUGCCGUCGGGGGGCGGCGAACCGUGGAUCGAGUGGCAAGAGUUGAAAAACAGCGGCCAGAUAGCGGGCGCACCGGACCACUACACCUUCUCGACGAUGGUCAGCGGCAACGGGGAACUGAUCGUGUUUGGUGGGGUGUACAAAAAUCCACAGGUUCGCUCGGAAAACAUGUUCGUUUCGAACUCCGUGCACUUUCUAACCGUUCCGACGGCGGUCGUUUGAACGGGGCGGCGCCCGACGGAUUUGAUUGUGUAGAUCAUGCAAAUAACAUUAGCCGUGG